This is a messenger RNA of Drosophila kikkawai, 5301 nucleotides long. The record is from RefSeq and is a predicted model, not a curated record. NCBI's taxonomy places the organism in Eukaryota, Metazoa, Arthropoda, Insecta, Diptera, Drosophilidae.
CAAGAAUGCCUCUCGUGGCUCAGUUGAGAUCGCAAGCCAGUGGAGAUCCCAGCCAGAGUCCAAAACUGAGGCUGAGGCUGAGGCAGAGACAGAGGCAGAGACAGAGGCAGAGGCUCUUGUGGCCGCAAAUGCCAGGGCCGGCCAGGCCCAUACCCAAAGCCAUUCUGAUGGCCUGAAAUGGCCAAAUUUAGCCUGGCCAUCGUGUUGGCGACGCCCCAAAAACCGAGAGCCAACGAUCGAAACGGCAUCGAAUACCGCUAAGCCCUAAGGGAUCCUUACACAGCACUAGCAACCUGCAACCUGCAACCUGCAACCUAUACAGCCUGUAUCUAGUCUACUAUAUCGUCAGAAAUCUACCGAUUAGCCGUAGUUCGUAAGCCGCUUGAUGAAUAUUGGCCAGGAGAAGCAUCCGCACUUGCAUCCGCAUCCUCAGCCUCAGCCUCAGCCACAGUCCAGCAGUCGUGUUGCAGAUCCCGUUGCCAGUGGAGGAGGCACUGCCACAGUUUCCAGCUCCAGUUCCAGCAUCAGCAGCAGCAACGCUCCCGCCAUCACCGCCAGUCCCUCAGCAUCCUACCUGCUCGGCUAUCAUCACUACCAGCUGCCCGGCCAUGAGCGGCACCAUCCGCUUCCGCUCAGCAGCCACCAGCAGCAGCAGCAGCAGCAACAGCAUCCGCUCCCGCUCGCCCAUCCGCCGCGGGGCAACGCCGAGCAGCGCCUGAGUCCCGUCGACCGGGAUUCGGGACCCGCAUCCUUCCCGAUGGUGAUGACCUCCAGUCGCCGCAGCUCGCCACCCCUGCCGCCGCUGACGUUGCCGCUGCCGCUGCCUUUGACGCUCCCGCUGCGUCAUCCGCUGGCCCUGAGCCACGGCCACAAUCCGAAUGCCAGCGCCGGCAACGGCGGUGGACAGCAGCACUCGCCGUCCAGCCGCUCCAGCCAGACGCAGUCUAUGAGCGCCCACUUUUCGCAACUGGCCCAUGCCCAGCUUCAUUUGCAAAGCCAGCUGCAGCAGAAGCUAUCGGCCAGUGCCAGGAAUAGCUCUAGUUCCGGGUCGGGAUCGGGCUCUGGUCCCGGGUCAGGCUCGGGUUCCGGCAGUGGCCCAGCGCCGGAGAAUCCCCUCAGCGAUCUGCAGAACAUGCAGCCCUUUGACUUUCGCAAGAUUAGCUCCGCCUCGCUGGGAGCAUUCGCCGGUCCGCUGCCCAGUCCCACGGAGUUCGCCCACCAUCACCAGCAGCAUGCGCAGCACCAGCACCAGCAGCAUCAGCACCACCUUCAUCGCAGCAACCAGUUCUUCAGCGCCAUGGCGAUGGCCUAUCACCUGCCGCCGCCGCCUCCGCCGCCGCCCCCCCAUCCGCCGGGCUCGGACACGCACUCUCCGCCGCCGCCCCAUGGCGUGUCCCAGUACCCGCAUACGCACCCACAUCCGCAUCCGCACCAGCAUUCGCACGCCGCCGCCGAGGAGGGCGGCAAGCGGAGUGGCGACAAGGGCGGCGGCAGCUCCUCGUCCGCCUCGGGCUCCGUGUCGGGUUCCGGUUCGGGCUCCAAUUCGGGCUCCAACUCGGGCUCCAAUUCGCAGCGAAUGACCCGCCUGGCACUGUCCUCGAACCUGAGGGCCAGCAGGAAGACGCACUCUCCUGGAGGAGGCGGCGGCGGAGGAGGAGGAGGUGGUGGCGGCGGCAAGCGGCAGUGGGGCUCCAUGCCAGCAAAUUUGGGCACACAGUUCAUCAAUCCGGUGACCGGGAAGAAGCGCGUCCAGUGCAACGUCUGCCUGAAGACCUUCUGCGACAAGGGAGCCCUCAAAAUCCACUUCUCGGCGGUGCAUCUGCGCGAGAUGCACAAGUGUACCGUGGAUGGCUGCAGCAUGAUGUUCAGCUCGCGGCGCUCGAGGAAUCGGCACAGCGCCAACCCCAAUCCUAAGCUCCAUUCGCCGCAUCUGCGGCGCAAGAUCUCGCCGCACGACGGACGCAGUGCCCAGCCGCAUCCGCUGCUCCUGCAGGCGCCCAAUGGCCUUAUGGCCGGACUGGCGCCCUUUGGCAGCUUUCCGUUGCUGACGCCGCCGCCGGACUUGCGGCAUCAUGCGAUGGGCGGGGGAGGAGGAAGUGGUGCAGGCGGCGGCGGCGGAGUGGGAGCUGGAGCUCUAGAGCUGAAGCAUGGCCAGGACUACCUUCAGAGGUCCUACCUGGAUGCGGGCCGUUACGAGGGCCAGCGCAGGAAGCUGCCGCCGGAGCACGAGCACACGGAGGACGAGGACGACGACGAGAUUCUCGAGGUUGGCAUCCACUUGGGCGACGACGAGGACGAUGAUGAGGAUGAGGCCGAUGCUGACGGGGACGAGGACGAGGACGAUGACGAUCCCGAUGGUAUUGUGGUGGUGGGCGAUGAGCUGGACAGUAUACGGCUGGAGCACGAGAACGAUCACGAGAAUGAGCACGAUCACGAUCACGAUCGGGAGCAGGAUGAGCACGAGCAGGAUGAGAGCGACGAACGCUCCGCGUCGGCCGUAUCCGGCCACAGUCAAACCAAAGAGCUGCCCAGUUCGGCCAAGGCGGCGGAGGAGUGCCACAGCCACUCUCUAACCCAGGCCCCGGCCCAUAUCCAAGCCCACUCCCGCGCCCAUGUUCACUCACAUGCCCAUGCUCACCCCCAUGCCCAUGCCCAUGCCCUUGCCCAAGACCAUGCCCACGUCCAGGCCCAUAUCCAGGCCCAUGCCCAUGCCCAGGCGCUCGCACAGAUGGCGGCCAACAAGCGAAAGCGCAAGAGCCAAAAUCCAGUGCGCUGUCCGGUCCAGUCGGACGAGAACUCCGGCGACAACUCGGUGGACUACGACGUGGCCGCCGACCUGUCCAUCAAGAAGGUGCGUCUGCCCGUGCAGGCCGCCGCAUCAGCCAAAGAAACGGAGGUGGGCGAGUCCACCAAGUCGAUACCCUCGCCGCCGCUCACGCCCUACGGCGAUCUCAAGCCGGCAGCUCUUAGCAUUAAAACGGAGCACGAUCCCAGUGUGGACCAAGACCAGGAUCAAGAGCAGGAGCAGGAACGGGAGCGGGAACGGGAACGGGAGCAGGAACUGGAGCAGGACCAGGAGCAGCGGGAUAAGCAGAAGAAGAGCUUGAGCACCACGCUGGAUCUGUCGCUGGGCGCGGCCAACAUCAAGUUGGAGCCGCUGGAUGAGAUGAGCUACGAAGCGGACGAGAAUCGUUACCUGCGCAUCAAGCAGGAGCUCAUGGGUGGUGACGAUGACGUUGACGAUGGCGACUGCAGCAGCAGAACCGCCACCAAUAACAACAACAAUAACAACGAGCUCACGAGCAACACCCACAUGAAGGGCGAGAAUGGACUACGCAGCAACUCGGAGGAUCGCCAGAUUCCCGAAACCGAUCCGGAGUCGUCGAAGCCAGGGCAGGAGCCAGAGGCAGAGCCUGAACCAGAGCCGGAGCCGGAGCCGGAGCCAGAGCCCGAUCCAGAGCCAGAGGUGCCCAUCGACAAGGAGAACCCGCUAAAGUGCACCGCCUGCGGCGAGAUAUUCCAGAACCACUUCCACCUAAAGACGCACUACCAGAGCGUGCACCUGAAGCUCCACCACAAGUGCAACAUCGACGGCUGCAACGCGGCCUUCCCCUCGAAGCGGAGUCGGGACCGGCACAGCUCCAACCUCAACUUGCACCGCAAGCUGCUCUCCACCAGCGACGAUCAUGGCCUGCUGCCGGUGCUGCCCACGGAUCCGCUGCUGGAGCUCAUGAGUCUCAAUCUGAACAACAACAAGGGUGGUGGCAAUGGAGGUGGCGGUGGCUUCGGCAAUCCCUCAGCAACGGCAGCUUCAUCCGUGGGCGUGGGACCGGCGGCUGUGGGCAGCAUCCAGGCGGAGAUCCUGGCACGCAUCUGUGCCGGUGCCCAUGCUCACGGCCUCAAUGUGCCGCUCUGCUUCGAGGCCCUGCAGCAUCGCUUCGCUGUGGGCCAUGGCCACGGGCAUGGGUAUCCGCUGGUGGACGGAUCACCGGAUCCCCGGCUGCUGCUCAAUCAUGGCGGUGGUAAUCCGCUGCUCUUCGCCGGCCUGCCACGUCUACCGCGCUUUCCCCAGCUGACGCCGCAUAUGCUGGCCACCGGAGCCGGCGCUGGAGUGGGAGUGGGAGUCGGUGGGCUGAGCCCCUUCUGUCGACGCACCUCCUCCGACUCGAAUUCCCAGCACUCGAUAACGCCGCCAGCAUCUAACCAGCGACCCCACUCGCGCUCCCGGUCGCCCUCGAGGUCCGGCUCCGGGGGAUCCGGCUCCCCGGACUAUGCGCACUCGCAUCCGGCGACGACGGCGGUGGGAGGAGCACAUGGUGUGGGCUUGGAGGAGGUGGGCCAGCGGCAGAGCCCCGAUCGCAUAUCAUGACCGUGUACCUCGUACUAUGCCAAGGCGUUGGCAUUUUAUCACUAGAUCCACGGCCGGGAGCGGGAGCGGGACUGGUUCAUGCAUUGUCAGGCUACUCAUAGGACUCUUAGGACUACGGCAUUGCUCAUUUCGCAGGAGGACUUGGCUCACGGAAUACGAAGUACUUUCACCUAGGCUACUGCUAAUAUAAAAUAUUAGAUGGAACAACUAGCAUUUUUUUUCUAUACAUAAAUAUAUAUAUAUAAAUAUAAUAAAUACGAGUCCCAUUUUUUUUUUUUUAUUUUUGGAAACUUGUAUUUAUGGAAAACUGUUGUUGUUUGGUGUACAAGAAUCGUCGAGAAUCGAUAAUCGAGAAUUGUGUAGAGAAUUGAUAAUACAUAGAUGGCAAAGAAAGCAUGUAACAAGUACUAAAUGAAUAAUUAACGAUAUAUAUAUAUAUAUAAAUAUAUAUAUUAUUGUUAGUGAUACUCGAGAUAAUGUGUAAGUACGUAGCCACUAAGCAGCGCCUCUACUGGUAAAUAUAUCGUGUGUAAUAUUUUUUUUUUUUUUUCUAUUGUUAAAACGAGAGGAGAAACCCCCUGAGUGUAUUGUACGAUAUAUCGAUAAAUGGCAACGGAAACGGAAAUGAAACGAGUCAACAACGAGAAAACGCUUGAUAUAUACAUAUAUGAAGAAACCAACAAAAACGGACGAUGAUCAGAGAAUACUGAAUAUCGAUUUAAAUCGAUUUAUAUCGAUUUAGCGAUUGUACGAACACUGAUUGCCGAUGAUCACUGAUUUCGAUUAGUCUCGAAUCCCAGCCGAAAUAAUAGAGUUUUGUUGUUUUCUUUAUUACAAAAACAAAUCCUAAAGUAAUUAUAUAGUGGAUUAGUUAGUUCUGAAGCAGUAACCAGGCAAAUACCUUCAACUCAUAUUUAAGCUAUAUAUGUUUG